Messenger RNA from Lagopus muta (rock ptarmigan), 8778 nucleotides. It is a transcript of the gene NR4A3, whose product is annotated as nuclear receptor subfamily 4 group A member 3. NCBI's taxonomy places the organism in Eukaryota, Metazoa, Chordata, Aves, Galliformes, Phasianidae. Gene Ontology annotation, molecular function: RNA polymerase II cis-regulatory region sequence-specific DNA binding; zinc ion binding; nuclear receptor activity. The transcript has 6 exons. Gene Ontology annotation, cellular component: nucleus; transcription regulator complex. The record is from RefSeq and is a predicted model, not a curated record. Bases 1807 to 3690 code for a protein of 627 amino acids. Gene Ontology annotation, biological process: regulation of transcription by RNA polymerase II; cellular response to corticotropin-releasing hormone stimulus.
GGGGUGGCGGGAUGGGAAAGCGGCGGUCGUGGCGGCGAGAGCUCCAGCCCCGAUCUCCCGCUCGGCUGCUUGGUGGCACGGCACGUACCGCGCGUUGCGGCGUGGGGGCUUUUAGUGAUAGCGUCGGGGAAGGAGGGACAGCCGCGAGGUCGUUUGUGUUGGUGCCCCGAGAGGAAGGGUUGGGUUGGGGUCAGCGAGGCGGAGGCGCUGGCGGCAGCGGGGUAGGAGGAGCCGCGUGGCCGCAGCGGACCUUUGUGUAGGGUCUGUUUUGCUGUCCCCAGGUCAGACUUAUUUCAGACUUGGGCUUUCUUAGUCUGCUCUGAGCAGAACGCAGGCCGUAACUCUGGCGUGCCCAGAAACACCCCCCACCCACACCAGUGCCUUCCAUCAGCCUCUGUGCCUGCCGGGAGCUGCUAAAAGCCCUUUUACCCCCACCGGGUUCACGCCGGGUUCGGCGCGGCCCCAGUGCGGUGCGGAGGUGCGGGCAAGGCAUUGCUCGCCCUUUGUAUUUACUCUUCGAGCCGAACCGGUGAUAGAAGCGGGACUUGGCACGGGCGCAGAUAUCCAUAGGAAGAAAAGGAAUGGUGGGAGAUAGGCAGGGCUGGGAGGCGAGGCUUGGGAGAGCGCUGUCCUGCUGCCUGUUUUCUAAGCAGUAAUUUUAGAAAACGGCACUGUUUUAUGCUUUUGGUGUUUUGUUUUUGGUUUUUUUUCUGUCACUUCUUAAUGUUUACUCAAAGAGAAGAAAGAUGGGAGCGCUAUGUGAUGGUACAGUGAGAUCUGGUGUUCAGUUUCCAUUUACCUGCACAGCAGAGCUACGAGUUUGUUUGGCACCUUUUGGUUGGGUUCUCGCAUGGCACGCGCAAGUGGGUGUCUAAACAUCAUUAGCAAAGGGCGUUCUUAAAAUCCUAAUGCAAACCCCAUUAUUUUCAGCGCGGCUUUGUGUUUUAACAGGAGUUAUUUAUCAGCUGCUUACAAAACACAAAUUGCCACAAUUAAGAGGAAAUGAACUUAAUUUUGAUGGACAUUUUCCCACGUUCCUCUUCCCCUUCACUGGGGAAACGGCACAGAUGGGUGCACUGUACCCCCCGGCUGCACACCCUGGGCAUGCCGUGUGCUUUGGGUUUGGUUUGCAGACGUGGGGCAGCAGCCUGCGGUCAGGUGAACCUCAUGUGGGCUGUGGCCACGAUUUCCUGCCAGCAACAAAGGAGACAGUGCAUCAGUGGGAAAUGGAAAAGGAUGAAGUCUUUGCAGCCGUGCACUGCCUUGCUGAAAGCAUCCCAGCUCCCAGUGAGCCAUGUUAACUUUUACGGCUGAUGGAUAAAACCAAUUCUGUUAUCUUCUGAAAACAGAAAUACCCCAUCCUUUUUUCUCUUCCAUUUUUGCAAAUUCAGGGAUACGUUUGAGCUCUGACACCCGCUGCCAAUGGUGUUCCUUUCGUAAUAAAUAUCGGUUUUAAUAUUAUGCAUUUGGUAAUCUAGUUUACCCUUCAUGAAGAUUUUAUGGCACGUUCUGACGCAUACGGGGAUAGAUUUAGCACCAUAAACCGUUCCCGUUCUGCUUAUCUAAUUCUCAUUGACACCUAUGGAUAUGGAGCAGCGGAUCUGGGGCAGCCCGAGAUGGAUCCUUCUCCCACUGACACCGCUAUAGAUUGGAGUUGCUCCCCAAUACCCGACCCCCAAUGCACGUUUCUUGCUGAAGGGCAGCGGCUCGGGGCUGAUUUAUACUUCUCACCUCCAGGUGAGAGCGGGAGGCUCCGACAGAGCUCUGGGAAAUGCGGGCAGCUCGUUGUCGGGAAGGAGGUAGUGAAUGGGGCUGUGGGCCGCGGGGCUGGCUGUAACAUCCUCCUUUGCCCCUGCAGAUAUGCCCUGUGUGCAAGCGCAGUAUAGCCCUUCGCCGCCUGGUUCGAGUUAUGCAGCUCAGACCUACGCGUAUGGCUCGGAGUACAGCUCGGAGAUCAUGAACCCGGACUAUGGCAAGCUGAGCAUGGAGCUGAGCGGCACCGAGAUCACCGCCACUGCCACCACCUCCCUCCCCAGCUUCAGCACCUUCAUGGAGGGUUACUCCGGCAGCUACGAGCUCAAGCCUUCCUGCCUCUACCAAAUGCAAUCCACCUCCUCCGGCCAGAGGCCCCUCAUCAAGAUGGAAGAUGCCCGGCUCUCCACCUACCAGCCCUCGCUGCCACCCUCGGUGGACGAGAGCAUGCCCAGCACCUCUAUGUACUUCAAGCAGUCGCCUCCCUCCACGCCCACCACGCCCGGCUUCCCCCCGCACCAGAGCCUGUGGGACGAGCCCCCGCUGCCUCCCACACAGACCUGCCUGCCCCCCGGCCACCUGAUGGAGGCCGCCCCCAUGAAGACUGCGCCUCCGCGCUUCCCCCUCUUCCACUUCAAGCACUCUCCUCCCCACACGCCGCCGGCGGGCCCCCACAUGUGCUACGACCCGGCCUCCCUGAGCUUGCCGCUGGGCUCCGACAGAUCGCCAGCCAGCCAGGCGCCCAUGGAGAGCCACUCCUACGGGCUGCCCUUGGCCAAGCGGCCGGCCACCUUAGCCUUCUCACCGCUCGGCCUCAACGCGGCUGCCUCUGGCCUCAUGGGCGAGGCCAGCGGUGGUGGUGGCGGCGGGCUGCCCUCUCCGCCCAGCAGGAGUUCCUCGUCUGGGGAGGGCACGUGCGCCGUCUGCGGGGACAACGCUGCCUGCCAGCACUACGGCGUGCGGACCUGCGAGGGCUGCAAGGGCUUCUUCAAGAGGACGGUUCAGAAAAAUGCAAAAUAUGUUUGUCUGGCAAACAAGAACUGUCCGGUGGACAAGAGACGCCGUAACAGAUGUCAGUACUGCCGCUUUCAGAAGUGUCUCAGCGUCGGCAUGGUGAAAGAAGUUGUCCGCACGGACAGCCUGAAAGGGAGAAGAGGUCGGCUGCCUUCCAAACCAAAGAGCCCCCUGCAGCAGGAACCUUCGCAGCCCUCCCCGCCUUCUCCUCCCAUCAGCAUGAUGAACGCCCUCGUACGAGCUUUAACCGACUCCACGCCCAGGGAGCUCGACUAUUCACGAUACUGUUCCACCGACCAGGCUGCUGCAGGCACAGAUGCAGAACAUGUACAACAGUUCUAUAAUCUUCUGACUGCCUCCAUUGACAUAUCCAGAGGCUGGGCAGAAAAAAUUCCAGGAUUUACUGACCUCCCAAAAGAAGAUCAGACAUUACUCAUAGAAUCAGCUUUUUUGGAGCUGUUUGUACUAAGACUCUCCAUCAGGUCUGAUACUGCUGAGGAUAAGUUUGUAUUCUGCAAUGGACUUGUGCUUCAUAGACUUCAGUGCCUUCGUGGAUUUGGGGAGUGGCUCGACUCUAUUAAAGACUUUUCCUUAAACUUAAAGAGCCUUAACCUUGAUAUCCCAGCCUUAGCAAGUUUAUCAGCUCUAACUAUGAUAACAGAACGACAUGGCUUAAAAGAACCAAAGAAAGUGGAAGAGCUAUGCAACAAGAUCACAAGCAGUUUGAAAGAUCACUUAACUUUCAGUUGCCAAAACAAAGGACAGCCGCUCGAGUCCGCAGAGCCUAAGGUACUGGGUGUUCUUGCUGACUUGCGUUCUCUCUGCACACUGGGACUGCAGCGCAUCUUUUACCUGAAACUGGAAGACUUGGUGCCAGCCCCUUCCAUUAUCGACAGGCUGUUUCUGGACACCUUGCCCUUCUGAGUCCAGCCACCCUCCUGAAAGGCAAAUGCCCACCAGAGCAGGCAAACGGAUCGUGACUUACCGCUAACAUUUCUGCCCUCACUUAACAGAAAAGCAGCUCCAGCUCUAAAAUGAGGUCUUUUCUGGCGCUUUGUCCUUACAACAUGAGGCCUAAAACUUACUGGCUUACUGUUUUGGGGUUGUGUUCUUUGUUUUUCCUUUUUUUUUUUUUUUUUUUUUUUUUAGUAUUUUUUUGUGUGUGUGUGUGUGUGCGUGACUUGGGUUUUUUAAACGGCUAAUAUGGCACUUUUGGACAAUGCUAUCCCAGCAGCAGUAAAAGGUUAACACGACUGUUUCAAACCUGUUGUUUAACACCUCAUGGGACAUGAGGAAUACAGUGGUAGAAGAUGUGUGUUUGAAAUCAAGAACAGCAAAUAGUUGUUUGCCAGGGUAGUAUGUGUUUCGUGAGGAUACCGUUAGCAUACUUCCUGCAUCAAGGGCACAUACAUCAGCACAAUCGAAACAAAAAUCUCACUUUUUUAACAAAGUACAUUCAAUUGAACAUUUCAUAUAAAUCCAAUAUAGCAAAAUGACGAUGGCUGUUAGCUCCCAUGUUCAAGUGCAAUUUUUUAAAGUGCUGUCUUACUAAGUCUUGUUUAUUAACUAAUUUAUUUUAAUAUGAAAAUAAAAGGAAGAAACCAAGUGAGAAACUGACGUGCACUAACUUACAUGACAGAGUUUUCCAAACUUGACUCCGUGUAGCGUGACUUACUGACAAAUGUCUGUGGGAGACACGGGAACGACCACGGCUCAGUUGUUCCCUAGACAAGGAAAUGCAAGUAAGUAGUGGCUGGAGCGCACAGGGUCAGCAUCAGGGAUAGUUUGCCUUUAGACUUUAACAGAAGUACCUGGUUAGUAAACAGACGCACGAUGGGUUUCAAGAACAAGCAAGUCUUGUAAAAUAGUAUGAAUGUAAGUGCUAGGAAGGAUAUAGUGAGCUGCGUUUAAACAUUCCGUGUUCGUACUCCUUUUUGUAUGUUUAUACUGUUGAUGCCAUAUUAAUAUGAAAUAAUUUGUUGCAUAGUGUCUUUAUUUGUAUAAACGUUUGUAUGCAUGGUAUAUUGUAUUGGCUUUGCCUGUAUUUAUUGCAAUGACUGCCAGCUCGUAGGAGCCCUGUUACACACGAUAAGGAAAUGGGGUGUUCACACUGACUCAGAUACACCAGUUGGAAAACUAUAUACAUAUAUAUAAUGUGUAUAUAUAUAUAUGUAUAUACCUAUAUUUGUGUGUGUGUGCGUGAGCGUGCGCGUGUCUUUUUAUUAACCAUUUGUAUAUAAAAUAUCUGUCAGAUCACAAGCAGAGCUAUUUUACAGUUCAUUUGCAGUGACUUCUAAGGCAGUACUGUUUAGCACUUUGAUAUUAAAAUCUUGCUCAUGUUUUGCUAAAUUCAAAUAAUAUUUAAAGAUUUUAGUUCUAAAAAAAAACUUUAUAUGCACUGUAUUAAGUCAAAAUUUUGUUGGUCAUUUUGCUAAGGAAAUUUUUGAAUGUCAACCUGAUGUCACUGUAUCUUUUGUUAGCUUUAAACAUUCUAGCUUUUGUCUUUUUUUAAACUAUGCUGUUUAUAUGGAAAUUAAAUUAUACAAUCAAACAGAUGCCAAAUGAAUUGCCUAAUUGCUGCAAAGGAUAACCCAGAUAUCGAGUCACUGUAUGGUUUUCAAAUAGUAAUCUGGUAUUUUAUCACUUACUAUGUUUGGAUGUGCUUUUAUGAAAAAAUUAUUCUUAUAUCAAGAUUUAUAGUAGUGUCAAUAGGGAAACAGACUUCUAAUCACUAUAGUUAAUAUUUCCGGUUUACCUGCAGAUAAUAUUUGGAAAAGUAUUGCUUUUUGUAUUGACUUUUAAGCUUAUGUGCAAACAUAAUAGCAUAAUUAAAUAUCAGAGAAGCUAAUGUUUCUUGUAGGUUGCUGUAACAAGCCUGACCAGCAAGACAAAUAUAUUUUGACUGAACUUGCUUUUGUAUAUACUAGAUAUAUAUAUAUACAUAUAUAUAUAUAUAUACACACAAUCACACACAUGUGCGCAUACAAAAACAUACAGAAGCCGAAUCAGAAAGUAUGUUUACCUUUGUCUCCUUGUGUCAGACACAAGGUCCCUUGGGAAAUCACUUCUGCCUAGGGACAGAGCCUGCCAGGCGCUGAGCAUCAGCGAAGGGGUCCCAGGCGCUCCUUGUGAGCGGGCCCCUCCACUGAGUUUUCAGCACAGUACAGUGACGUUGCUUUUUGUCGGGCGAGGUUUAUUUAUUCAGUGGGAUGUGAAUGGAGGGAGCAGGUCCAGAGCCCCACGUGAGAUUUCAUGUAGCUGGUGUGCUUUAGUCUUCCAUGGAUAGUCUUAACUGUGAUACUCUCCCAUUCCCGUCACCUACCGAACCGUCCUUCAUUUCAACUCCAGUGCACAGACCCAUCGUAGAGUGCAGCCAGUGACAGGUCACGAUGGUGAAAGAAGAAUUAAUGCAGAAUAAAUCUCCUACCUUCCUCACAGCUCUCUCAGUGUGAACAUGCCUUUUUCUAGGCAGAAUUCAGGAAUAUAUCAGGUGUUAAGGGAGAGUGCCUUGCUUUUGUUUCAGACAACAGUGUUUCAAGAGUUUCUUCACUCCGCUAACUGCAGUACUUUCUUCUUUUUCCUUUUUUUUUUUUCUCCUUUUUGUGGUGUUAACCUGUGGGUUGAAAGAAACGCUCUUGUACAUAUACAAUGUAAAUUAAAAUUAUUAAAUUGAAUAAUGUUUUUUUCAGAGGCCCCAUGUGUGUUGAAUAAGUAUGCUUAAUUCUGUUAAAAUCUGAUGUGAAUUUUUUAUCAUUUAUAAAACAUUAAAAAAUUGUGUACUUGAGUCUUAAGAGUGGAAAGAUUGGUGAAGGAUGCUUAAGAACACUGGCAGUUUAAUGGCUAGUCCUUAGGUUAAAAGAGCUUUCAUAUAAAUACAGUGAGACCUGCAGUGCCUGGUUACCCAGCCUCGAUAAGCUCCUGUCCAUGACUGUCAUGGAGGCCCUGCUGUAGAGACCUCCCUCUCCUCACUGCACUUCUCCAUGUCAGCAAAAAGUUGUAAUUAACUUGCCCCAAUUAAACAGCCCCAAGGGAGGGAGGCCACAGCAUGUGUGUCUGGCUAGAAAGUGGACUGAGCUCUGAUCCCAUCUCCUGCCCUGGUAGAACCAGGCCCCAAUGGGGACGCACAGCAAUUUCUGUGGGCAGACAGCUCUCCUCCUUCGCCUGCCCUUGCCUUGCAGGAGGGAUGACUUAUCCCCCAGUGGACAAAACUGUUUAAAUCCAUUUUCUAAGCAGUUCUGAGAGGCACCUGCCCCUCGGCCAGUCUCCUGCAGGACUUGCUCAGCUGGAGGUGGCACCAAGUGAUGAGCUGUGGUAGGCUGCAGGAUUGGCACAUCGUUCUUUGGAAAUGCGGCAAAGCAAAGGGAUGUGCAAACUCUUCCAAAUCUUUUUCUUUUUUUCUUUUUUUUUAAUGGCUUAUUUUAAAAAUUAGACCACUGUUCUUAAAAUACCUACUUGGUAUGUCGAGGAGUUUUGCAUAAUAGUCCUGCUAGGUAAAACACACGGAUCUACUGACAAACCCUCAGUAUUAUCCUCAGUAUACCCUCAGUAGCUUGCCUGUAUUUCAAUUUAUAGUUACUGGGGGAACCAUAAAUUGUGUCCCUGGAUAUCAGCUCCAAUCUAGAUCACCUGCACUCAUAUCCUUAUGUGUGCCUCAUGUGCUUGUAUUCCUAAAUCACCAUGUCAGUGGCUGCGUCCCCACAAAGAGACACAAUGCCUUGGGAGCCUGGGCUGAGUCAGGAGCCUCACCUAGCAGAGACCAUCCUCAGACAGGAGGCCCCAAGGCACCCCAAAAUGAGUGACUGUAAUUAGAGGCGAGCCAAAUCUCUUUCUACAGUUUUCCUACCGUUUCUUCUCACAUUCAGGUUCAUUUGUCCAAUAUUUAGAGCUCAAAUUUCAGUUACAAUGCAGAGAAAGGAGAGAAAGAGAUUUGAUUGUACAUAAUUAAGCAUGUCUGACAAAAAUUGGCAACUCCCUCUAUGGAUACAUGAAACAUUGUUUGAUUAAUUAUUUGUAUUAUAGCAACACCUAGAGGCCGCAGCAGAGAUCAGGACCCUGCUUGGUAGCUACCCCAAUUUGCACCACCCAGGGAAGUUCCAUCCAAACAGAAAAAGUAGAAAGAAGAAAACUCGAGAGAAAAGGAGUGUUAUACAGACCGUCAAGCCCAAGGGCAGGCAGCAUUUCACUCGGAGCUGUGAGUAAAAACCUCAGCUGGCUGAGCUAGUGGCCAGCGAAUGCUCUGAUUCUGAUUGCCUUUUCUUUCCUGAGGCAAUUUUAUACAAACACAACAAAAGCAUGACAAAAUUCAAAACCGUCCAUGUAUUCCAACUUGAUCUUGUCUGCGCUGUGUGCGUGAGUGGUGCCCUGUCAUCCAUCAGACUUCAAAAUCCUGCUCGAUCCCAAGUUCGGAAGAUGUGAUGCAAGCUUGGUAGUAUUUGGAAAAGAGCUACUUAGCUGUUCUUUAUUAAAUGAAUGGAGCUGAUCAUCGGGAAUAUUACAAGAUAUGGAUUAAACAAUAAUUACUAAUGAAUAAAAAAGAUUAACUUUUGAAAAUGCCAAACUACUGAUGCAGUAAUUGAAUCAAUGUAGACUCAAUUAAUCAAACUCUUAACAGUUGAUGAUAUAUUUGAGAACUGUACCCCUGACCUACAUUUGUGAGAAUUCCAAAUACAGCAAUUUGUCAAAUGUGAGCUAAGGAAACUCAUUUACUCUAUGGAAACACUUUUAGCAUUAUUUCUUUUGUUUUCUUUUUUAAGACACCCUUUCAUUAUAUUCACAACAUGGGAUGUUUUGGCUGCAUUGGGUUACAGAAGAAAUUUGAACAUGGGACGUUGUGAUGUGGCUGUGAAAACUGGAUGAGAUUCUUGACUUGAACUCAGAAAAGCAAGGGUUUCCUUAAGAAAUGUGGGAAUCCAGCUGUAAUUUGAUACUAUGUGUAUCUCAACAAACCCACAUGUGUACAAUGGAUCUACUCUAAUGUCAAGUAUAAGAUUCUGAAGUUAUGAAGAGACAAGA